Trichoderma virens Gv29-8 is the source of this 879-nucleotide messenger RNA. RefSeq lists its product as uncharacterized. Lineage: Eukaryota; Fungi; Ascomycota; Sordariomycetes; Hypocreales; Hypocreaceae. The transcript has a single exon. Bases 1 to 879 code for a protein of 292 amino acids. The record is from RefSeq and is a predicted model, not a curated record.
AUGUCCCUCCUCAUCCACCUCACCCCCUUCCUCCUCCUCAUCCUCCUCUACCGUCUCUGCCCAGCCCACUUCCCGCCGUCAACAACAACAUCCAAGCUCUUCCUCCUCUACACGCUGUCAUGCCACCUCCUCGCCCACGGCACAUCGUCUUGGUCCCUCAUACAAGACUUCGCGCUCAUCGUAUUCGCCCACGUCCUCCUCGCAGCGAUAUACUUGCUACAUUACCUCGCCAAAUACGCAUGGUGCGUGAAACGGGUGCUUCUAUCACUUUACGCACAGGUUGCAAAGUCUGUCCAUCUUAGUGUACGGAAUCUUGCCACUCAUAUAGCUCAAUUUGAAGAGUCUUCCCAAGACAAGAAUCGAGAUAAAGACCAUCUCACCGAAACCGAGAUCGAUUUUGUGGUACAUCACUUUACAGACACCUCGGCUGAUCCUGUUGACGAUCUAAUUCCAUACUCGCUUCCGCCCGAGAAAAUACCCCGGCUUCGACAAGAUUGGACGUCCUCUGCACUCGCUUUCCUUCAUCUCCAUGAGAGCCCCUUUCGACUAUAUGAGUUUCCGCAACUCUUCAUGCUGUAUACCCUACGCUUCUAUAGCCUCUACCCACCGCUCCUCGACAUCGUCAUAUCCCUUUAUGAACAAAAAACUCUGGAUUUAUACAUCAUACGUAUCCGCCUUAUCCUCAUUAUCAGGCGCAAGCUCGAGCCAUUCUGUCGGAUGUCCUCCUACCUCGUAAUCCUCGGCAAUCUAUACGCCCCCGCCAUUGCCAUCUUCACCCUGCACUUCAUCUUCUGGACGAUAGUGCUGUCCAUCGGCGAGCUGUAUGCUCUCUUUGUGUGUUUACUCUUCAUAUUUUGGAUGCUCUCCAGGCUGAGAUAA